This is a messenger RNA of Fusarium venenatum, 1683 nucleotides long. RefSeq lists its product as uncharacterized. The record is from RefSeq and is a predicted model, not a curated record. Lineage: Eukaryota; Fungi; Ascomycota; Sordariomycetes; Hypocreales; Nectriaceae. Gene Ontology annotation, molecular function: chitin binding.
AUGAAGGCCUCUGGACUCUUCUGGCUUUUGCCCGCCCUUGCCGCAGCCCAGUCUGCAACUGUCACUUUAUCACCAUGGCAGACUGGAGAAGUCACUCCUGAUGGUACUUGUGGAGGAAGCACUGGCUUUGUCUGCAGUCCUACCUGGGGUGCUUGUUGCUCUAAAGAUGGACAAUGUGGUCGGUCCAGCAAGUUCUGUGGCGAAGGAUGCCAAUCUAUUGCUGGCAACUGCAACGCUGCUGCACCCGCUCCUGAAAAACCUCCAGGUCCUGGAAGUGUAUCUCCGGAUGGUUCUUGUGGUGGUACCAACAAGUUUGUCUGUGGUGGAAGCACCUUUGGAGACUGUUGCUCUCUCCAGGGCUGGUGUGGUAACUCCACCGCCCACUGCGGUAAUGACUGCCUCCCUACCUUUGGUACCUGUGGUCCUCCUUCAAACAUCACUGCCAACGGCCAGUGCGGCGCUAACGGCAAGAUUUGCCCUGGCUCUGGCUUCGGCGAUUGCUGCUCCAGCACUGGAUGGUGUGGUGAAAAGGAAGACUUCUGUGGUGCUGGCUGCCAGAAUGGCUUUGGAAAAUGCACUCUGACCAAUGCUGAAAAUGUCUCAACCGACGGCUCCUGUGGAAAGAACGGCAAGAUAUGCAAGGGUAGCUCAUGGGGAGACUGUUGUUCUGCUGAUGGCUACUGUGGCAAGGGUGAUGGUUUCUGCACUGCUGGUUGUCAGUCCAAGUUCGGAGAUUGUGAUGCUGAGACCAACAUUUCCACAGAUGGCUUUUGCGGUAAGAAUGGUAAAACCUGCAAGGGAAGCACUUAUGGAGACUGUUGCUCUGCCGAGGGCUACUGUGGUAAGACAGACCACUGUGAAGCAGGAUGUCAACCCAAAUUUGGUACUUGCAAGGCUGGUUCCGACAACGUCUCCACUGAUGGUCGUUGCGGAGGCUUCAAUGGCAAGACUUGCAAGGGUAGCACCUUUGGUGACUGUUGUUCCAUUGGUGACUGGUGCGGCAAGACUACUCACUGUGAUGCUGGCUGUCAGUCCAAGUUUGGUACUUGCAACAACGAAGCAAGCAACAUCUCCACCGAUGGCUUCUGCGGCAAGAAUGGCAAGACUUGCAAGGGAAGCACUUACGGUGAUUGCUGUUCUGCCCAGGGCUACUGUGGUAAGACAAACCACUGUGAAGCAGGCUGCCAACCCCAAUUUGGUACUUGCAAGGCUGGUUCUGACAACAUCUCUACCGACGGAAGCUGUGGUAAGAACGGAAAAACAUGCAAGGGCAGCGUGUUUGGCGAUUGCUGUUCUCAGCACGGAUACUGUGGAAAGGGAGAUGACUUUUGUCGCGCAGGAUGCCAGCUUGCUUAUGGUCUCUGCCCUGGUAUCUCCGCCGACUCGGAGUGUGGUUCCAGGAAUGGUAGAACCUGUGCUGGCUCUGGUCUUGGAAACUGUUGUUCUUCCAAUGGUUACUGUGGAAGCACCGGAUCUCACUGCGGCCAGGGUUGCCAGAAGGGUGCAUCCAGUGGCUGUCUGACCAAGGACAUUCCAACUACAGAUGGCUCUUGUGGUAGCAAGGCUGGUCUCACAUGUGCUGGUGGUCCAUUCAAUGGUCAGUGCUGUAGUGCUCAAGGCUGGUGUGGCACAUCAACCCAUUGUGGAUCUGGAUGUCAACGCGGAUUCGGACGAUGCAACUAG